Molecule: messenger RNA, 129 nt
Organism: Racocetra persica
Lineage: Eukaryota; Fungi; Glomeromycota; Glomeromycetes; Diversisporales; Gigasporaceae
Source: the annotation of a GenBank genome assembly
UUUUGGAAAAUAUAUUUCCUACUUAUCCCAACCACCGCGUAAAGGUGUAUCUCAUUGGUUGGGAAAGGCGAACCCCAAUCAAAUCUCCCACUUCACCGGUACUAGUCGUGGCUCGGUUCCCGGUGUCGG